AUUCACCAAGAAUCGAGCUUAGUCAAUGAGGCCCGAGUCCGAGAACGCAGCUCCGAGUUAGGACUCAUGUCGCGUUGGGUCGACCCGUACGCCACUGAGUUGUGGCCCAGCAUGAGACAGGCCUUAUAUGCAAAGCACACCAAAGGAGAAGUAGAAAUUUGUGCUUCGCAUGAUCCAAUUUGGCUCUUAUUAUGUUUGAAUUCAAUUCUAUACUUACCGUUGCCUAAAUAAAACCCGAUUCGAUUUAGAACUGCCCAACAAAUAAAAAUAAGCUUCCGAUCUCGGCCCCCCUCUCUUCCUCCUCGUCUUCCUCCGCCUCUGCAUCCGUGGUGUAGAUUUUGAUCGACUUCCGGGCCAUUUCUUGGGCGCUCGCCUCCGUGGUGUUGGAUGGAGGCUAUUAGGAAGCAGGCCUCCAAAUUCAGGGAGCAGGUCGCCAGGCAGCAGCAGGCUGUUUUCAAGCAAUUUGGAGGUGGUGGAUAUGGAAGUUCUGAUAGUAUAUUUUCAGAUGCAGCAGAAUAUCAGCAGCACCAAAAAUUAGAAAAUCUUUACAUAUCAACUCGAGCUGCCAAGCAUUUUCAAAGGGAUAUAGUGCGUGGUGUGGAAGGAUAUAUCGUCACAGGAUCCAAACAAGUUGAAAUAGGCAAUAAAUUAUCUGAUGAUAGUAGGAAAUAUGGUGUUGAGAACACCUGCACUAGUGGGAAUACACUAUCGAAAGCUGCUUUAUGUUAUGCGAGAGCUCGUGCACAAAUGGAGAAUGAGCGCGGCAAUCUACUGAAAGCUCUUGGUUCCCAGGUUGCAGAACCACUAAGAGCCAUGGUAAUGGGUGCUCCAUUGGAAGAUGCUCGACACCUUGCCCAAAGAUAUGAUAGGGUGCGCCAGGAAGCUGAAGCUCAGGCAAUUGAAGUUUCAAAGCGCCAAAUUAAAGUAAGAGAAACUGUUGGCAGUGGUGAUAACAUUUCAAAGCUAGAAGCUGCUGAAGCCAAGCUACAAGAACUAAAAUCUAAUAUGGCAGUAUUGGGUAAGGAAGCUGUUGCAGCAAUGACUGCUGUGGAAGCCCAACAACAAAGAUUAACCUUACAGCGGCUUAUUGCUAUGGUCGAAUCAGAGCGCACUUACCAUCAGAAGGUCCUACAAAUUCUUGAACAACUUGAAGCAGAGAUGCUAUCUGAGCGUCAAAGAAUUGAAGCAUCUCCAAGUCCAGCCUCAGAAAACUUUAUGCCGCCUCCACCAUCAUACGAAGAAGCCAAUGGCAUGUUUACAAACUCAACUGUCGAUGGAUUAACAGAAUCUGUGGAAUACUUUUUAGCUGAGGUAAUUCAUUCAUAUCAGGCUGAGACAGAUGUGGAGCUUAAUCUUUCUGUUGGCGACUAUGUUGUUGUACGUAAGCUAUCAAACAAUGGUUGGGCGGAAGGUGAAUGCAAAGGAAAAGCAGGUUGGUUCCCUUCUGUAUACAUUGAAAGGCGGGAGCGUGUGCUCGCAAGUAAGAUCGUUCAAAUUCUGUAAAAAUAUUGCUCAGGGAGGUCGGUCUAUUCAUCUGGGUGUUGUAAGGUGUUGCAAUGUUUGGGCUUCCAUAAGCUGAAACCUAGUCAUAUUUGCAUCUUCAGUUCAUUGUUUUGUUCUUCCCCCCUUACGUUUCAUCUGUCAAUUUUGAUGCCCAAUUUUGUCAACUGAUUACAUGAUUAUGUAUUGUGUAUCUGUCCAAAAUCAGGUGGAUUAUGCAGGGAAACAAAGUUGUUUGUUUAUCUAUAAGUUGAGUUGUCAUGACCGUCUUUGCUUCGCAAGACAUUUAUACUAUGGAUAAUGUUGCGAUGCGCCCAAUAGAGUUUUAAUUUUUUGCA
Messenger RNA from Musa acuminata AAA Group (dessert banana), 1838 nucleotides. Its product is annotated as SH3 domain-containing protein 2-like. The transcript is spliced from 10 exons. Gene Ontology annotation, molecular function: protein binding. The record is from RefSeq and is a predicted model, not a curated record. NCBI's taxonomy places the organism in Eukaryota, Viridiplantae, Streptophyta, Magnoliopsida, Zingiberales, Musaceae. Bases 388 to 1503 code for a protein of 371 amino acids.